Coffea eugenioides is the source of this 2425-nucleotide messenger RNA. Its product is annotated as probable NOT transcription complex subunit VIP2. NCBI's taxonomy places the organism in Eukaryota, Viridiplantae, Streptophyta, Magnoliopsida, Gentianales, Rubiaceae. Gene Ontology annotation, biological process: nuclear-transcribed mRNA poly(A) tail shortening; regulation of DNA-templated transcription. The transcript has 14 exons. The record is from RefSeq and is a predicted model, not a curated record. Gene Ontology annotation, cellular component: P-body; CCR4-NOT core complex. Bases 203 to 2194 code for a protein of 663 amino acids.
CUCCUCUUUUUAUAUUUCUCUUAUUUUUCCGUCUUACUUUUUAUACUACACGGAUCUGUUCCUUCGUCCCUCAGUUUGUUAGCGGUAACUACAAUUUGGAAAGGCAUCCAAUUUUUCUGUCAAAAUCUUGCGAAGAAAAGGAAAGGCAAAGCUGCUGUUCGGCAAAGAAAAAUUUCACGCAUGACUCUUUGACAUUUCUGCAAUGUCAGGGUUACUUAAUUCAUCGUUGAACGGAUCAGCAUCAAAUAUUCCUGACAGCUCUGGGCGGUCGUUUACAACGUCUUUCUCUGCUCAAUCCGGUGCAGCCUCCCCUGUUUUUCAUCAUACAGGAGGUAUUCAGGGACUGCAUAAUAUGCAUGGAAGUUUUAAUGUUCCCAACAUUCCUGGCACACUUGGUUCAAGAAACACAACAAUGAGUAAUGUGCCAUCAAGCGGGGUUCAGCAAUCUGCUGGUAACCUCUCUAGCGGACGUUUCACAUCAAACAACAUUCCGGUUGCUCUCUCACAGAUAUCUCAUGGCAGUUCUCAUGGCCAUUCAGGGAUGACAAAUAGGGGUGGCAUGAGUGUCGUUGGAAGUCCUGGAUACAGUAGUAGCACAAAUGGUGUUGGUGGUUCUAUUCCAGGGAUUCUCCCAACUUCUGCAGCUAUUGGUAAUCGUAAUCCUGUCCCUGGAUUGGGGGUGUCUCCAUUAUUAGGAAAUGCUGGGCCACGAAUUACAAGCUCUGUGGGUAACAUUGUUGGUGUGGGCAACAUUGGACGGAGUAUGAGUUCUGCUGGAGGAUUGUCUAUGCCUGGUCUUGCUUCUCGCCUGAAUUUGACUGCCAACAGCGGUUCUGGAAAUCUAAAUGUCCAGGGACCAAAUAGGCUAAUGAGUGGUGUUCUCCAACAAGCUUCUCCACAGGUCAUUUCUAUGCUAGGAAAUUCCUACCCUUCUGCUGGUGGCCCACUUUCUCAAAACCAUGUACAAGCGGUGAAUAAUCUAAAUUCAAUGGGGAUGUUGAAUGAUGUAAAUUCGAAUGAUGGUUCUCCAUUUGACAUUAAUGAUUUCCCUCAACUGUCCAGCCGCCCUAGUUCUGCUGGAGGGCCUCAGGGACAAUUGGGAUCGUUGCGCAAACAAGGUCUUGGUCCUAUAGUUCAACAAAAUCAGGAGUUCAGCAUUCAAAAUGAAGACUUUCCUGCUUUACCAGGAUUUAAAGGUGGAAAUGCAGAUUAUGGGAUGGAUCUACAGCAGAAAGAACAAGUCCAUGACAAUGCUGUUUCUCUGAUGCAACCUCAGCAAUUUUCUAUGGGAAGAUCUGCUGGUUUCAACCUAGGGGCCGCAUACUCAUCCCACCGUCCACAACAGCAGCAACAUACUCCCUCUGUGAGUAGCAGUGGUGUCUCCUUUUCAAAUUUAAAUAACCAGGAUCUACUCCAUCUGCAUGGAUCAGAUAUGUUUCCCUUGUCCCAUUCAAACUAUCACCAGCAGACAAGUGGUCACCCUGGCAUAGGAUUACGGCCUCUUAAUUCCCAGAAUACAGUUUCUGGUAUAGGAUCUUAUGACCAGCUUAUCCAGCAAUACCAACAGCACCAGAAUCAGUCGCAGUUCCGUCUGCAGCAAUUGUCUUCUGUAAGCCAACCAUACAGGGAUCAAGGACUGAAGUCCAUGCAAGCCUCACCAACUGCUCCUGACCCAUUUGGUUUGCUUGGUUUACUAAGUGUUAUAAGAAUGAGCGAUCCUGAUCUGACAUCUCUUGCACUUGGAAUUGAUCUAACGACUCUUGGAUUGAAUUUGAACUCUACUGAAAAUCUUCACAAAACAUUUGGUUCUCCAUGGUCUGAUGAACCUGCCAAAGGAGAUCCAGAGUUCACUGUGCCACAGUGUUACUAUGCAAAACAACCUCCCCCACUAACUCAAGCUUACUUUGCAAAAUUUCAGUUAGAUACAUUGUUCUACACAUUCUACAGCAUGCCAAAAGAUGAAGCUCAGUUGUAUGCAGCCAACGAAUUGCAUAAUCGAGGCUGGUUCUUUCACAAAGAACUUAGAUUAUGGUUUACAAGGGCUCCUAACGUGGAGCCUCUUGUCAAGACAAAUUCAUACGAGAGAGGAUCCUAUAUUUCCUUUGAUCCAAACACAUGGGAGACGAUUCGCAAGGAUAAUUUUGUACUCCACUAUGAAUUGUUGGAGAAGAGACCGACUCUACCGCAACAUUGACAGUGAUGUAGACAAUGAUGUGCAGUUUCAUGUGUAAAUCUUCUGUUUGCUGUACUUUGUAGAAGAAUAGUUGGUAAGCCUCCCUUAAUACUUAUUGUAAGGCCAUUCUGUGGAUUGUUGAACCAGUCUCCUUAUGGUAUCAACACUUCCGUAUCCUUUACCUGAAAUUUUAAAGAAAAGCAUUUCAUUCACAAGCUUCAGAUUUUAGAAAGAUAUGUUUUGUCUCUGAUA